CCUGGACCCAGAAUCAUGGAAUUGAGAAAGCCUUCUUGGACCAAAAGGGACCUGCUACAGUCAACGUCCAUGGAUCCGUUCAUAUCAAACUUGUCAGGAAAGAAUAUUCAGCAGAUGGCUUCCAAUUUUCUUCCUUACUAUUCCACAUUAAUCAGUAAAGCAGGAAGCAUCCUUUCUGAGGAAACUCUCACCAGCAUUCAAAAAGCCCUUCAGGGGGGAAAGAUGGAAGAUUUAGUUGGCAUAAUUCAGAAAUCACUCGAAUUAGCAGAGAAUGCUUCCCUGGAUGUGGCUGUGAUUGGGGAGUCUGGGACUGGGAAGUCCAGUUUCAUCAAUGCCCUGCGAGGACUUAGUCCUGAAGAGGAGGGUUCCGCUAGUGUGGGUGCUGUGGAGACCACUCUGAAGAAAACUCCCUAUAAGCAUCCAAAAUAUUCAAACGUGACCUUCUGGGACCUUCCUGGAACUGGGACCCCUAAUUUUUUUCCAGAAACAUAUUUAGAAAAGGUAGAAUUUGCUAACUAUGACUUCUUCAUCAUCAUUUCUUCCUCACGGUUCAAGUUAAAUGAAGCUGUGCUGGCCCAGAAAAUCAAGGAGAAAGGGAAGAAUUUCUACCUUGUUAGGAGCAAAGUAGACAGUGAUUUAUACAAUGAAGAGAAAAGCAGACCGAGGUCCUUCAAAAAGGACAGAGUCCUCCACCAUAUUCGAGACAACUGCCUGGAAAACCUCAGUGACAUCGGAGUGUCUGAGCCCCACAUCUUCUUGAUCUCCAACUUUGACCGAACUGACUUUGAUUUUCCAAGCCUGGAGGAGACUCUGCUAAAGGAGCUCCCUGCACACAAGCGUCACACCUUUGCCCUCCUGCUGCCCGGUCUGUCUGAAGCUGCCAUUGAGCUGAAGAGAGAUUUCAUUAAGGAGAAGAUCUGGCUGGAAGCCCUGAAGUCUGCAGCUUUGGCCUUAUUCUCCUUCAUGCCCAUGAUCAGUGGCUUUGAUUUACCAGAGCAGGAGAAGUGCUUGCGCCUUUACCAAAGCUAUUUUGGUCUGGAUGAUAAAUCACUCAAUGAGAUUGCUGAGAACCUGGGCAUAUCUGUGCAGGACAUCAAGAGCUCCAUGAAGUCCUUGAAUUUUUGGUUACUUGUGAAGGAUGACAGCAUAGCAGCAAAUGCCCUGCAAUGUGUUGAAUCCUACUGCUCCAAGAGUGGAGGCAUCCCAUCUACUGUCUUCCAGUUGUUUAAAACCUACUUUAUACAAUUGAAAUUCCUCAAUGCAGUGGCUGAUGAUGCUAAACUUCUCUUGCAGAAAACUUUGGAGUGCUGCAGUGGGAGAGAAUGAGGUGAAUGUGGUGUCACAUCCAAGUGAAGAACAAAUAGAUCUCCAGGUCCUGUGUUUUCUGUGGGUG
Choloepus didactylus (southern two-toed sloth) is the source of this 1393-nucleotide messenger RNA. Its product is annotated as T-cell-specific guanine nucleotide triphosphate-binding protein 2-like. Gene Ontology annotation, biological process: defense response; cellular response to interferon-beta. The transcript is spliced from 2 exons. The record is from RefSeq and is a predicted model, not a curated record. Lineage: Eukaryota; Metazoa; Chordata; Mammalia; Pilosa; Megalonychidae. Gene Ontology annotation, cellular component: endoplasmic reticulum membrane. Gene Ontology annotation, molecular function: GTP binding; GTPase activity. The coding region runs from base 16 to 1326 and encodes 436 amino acids.